AUGGCUGAGGAAGAGAGUCCGGCCCCGGCCGAGAAAGUGAUCCGUGUCCAGAGGGUGUUUGUGAACCAGCUGGACACGUACAGCAGUGGAAACAUCGGCAAGUUUCUAUCCAACUGCGUCAUCGGGGCUUCACUGGAAGAAAUCGCUGAGGAGGAGGAGGAUGAAGAGGAGAACAAGUCAGCGGUCCCGGAAGCUUUAUCGGCCAAACUCAAGGAAGGCACCUUCCAGGUCGUGGGCACGCUGGCCAAGCCCGAGAGCCGCCAGCCCGAGUUUGCGGUGGAGACCUACUCCGCCCUCUCUCGAGAAGAUCUCCUCAUGCGCCUGAUGGAGUGUGAGGUCAUCGUGUACAACAUCACGGAGCAGCCCCGGCAGGUGGACGAGGCCGUCUGGGCCGUGUCUGCCCUGAGUGAGGAAGUCGGCCAUUUUGAAAAACGGAAGGUGUUCAUCUUACUGUCCACAGUGAUGACCUGGGCACGGUCCAAGCCCCUGGACCCCGAGGACAGUGAGAUCCCACUCACGGAAGAGGAUUAUCGGAGAAGAAAGCACCAUCCAAAUUUUCUGGAUCACAUAAAUGCAGAAAAAAUGGUCCUCAAACUGGGGAAAAACAACAAGAAACUUGCAACUUACGUCGUUGCUGCUGGGCUUCAGUACGGCAUGGAAGGCGGCAUCUUGCACACGUUUUUUAAGACCGCCUGGCUGGGCGAGGUCCCUGCGUUAUCCGUUUUUGGCGAUGGAUCGAAUAUCAUCCCAACAAUCCACGUGCAUGACUUAGCAGGAGUGAUACAGAACAUAAUCGACCACGUGCCGAAGCUGCACUACCUGCUGGCUGUGGACGAGUCUGUUCACACCCUGGAAGACAUCGUUAAGUGCAUCAGUAAAAACACUGGCCCUGGGAAAAUCCAGAAGUUACAGAAAGAAAACGCUUUCCUAACCAAGGACUUAACGCAAGAGUUCCUUGACCACCUGUUGGUCAACCUGAGGAUGGAGGCGGUCUAUGUGAAGGAGAGUUUUAACAUACGGUGGGUUGCCCAGAACGGAUUUGUGGAGAAUAUCAACAACAUCCUCAAAGAGUACAAGCAGAGCAGAGGACUGCUGCCCAUCAAGAUCUGCAUUCUCGGCCCCCCUGCCGUGGGAAAGACCGCCAUCGCCACGGAGCUGUCCAAACACUACAAGCUGCACCAUGUCAAAGUGAAGGAUGUCAUCACAGAGGCCAUUGCUAAGCUGGAGAUGAUCGUUGCACCUAAGGAAGGAGGGGAAGAGGAGGAGGCUGAGGAGGAGGAGGAGGAGGAGGAGAGCAUGGAGGAUGCGCAGGAGCUCUUGGACAACAUCAAGGAGAGCAUGGAGCAGAACGCAGGCCGACUGGAAGAUCAGUAUAUAAUUCGCUUCAUCAAAGAAAAGCUAAAGUCUAUGCCUUGUAGAAAUCAGGGCUACAUUUUGGACGGCUUCCCAAAGACCUACGAUCAAGCCAAAGAGUUGUUCAACCAAGAAGAGGAUGAAGAGGAAGAAGAAAUCAGAGGCAAAGUGUUCCCCUUUGAUAAAUUAAUCAUACCUGAGUUCGUCUGCGCUCUGGACGCCUCAGACGAGUUCCUGAAGGAAAGGGUGAUGAACCUCCCGGAGAGCGUGGUGGCCGGGACCCACUAUAGCCAGGACCGCUUCCUGCGCGCCCUUAGCAACUUCCGGGAUAUCAACACUGACGACGAGACCGUCUUCAACUACUUCGAUGAGCUGGAGAUCCACCCCAUCCACAUCGAUGUGGGCAAGCUGGAGGACCCGCACAACCGGCUGGCCAUCAAGCAGCUGCUCAGAGAGAUUGGGGAGCCGCGUAACUUCGGGCUGACAGAUGAGGAGAAGGCAGAGCAGGAGCGACUGGAGGCCGAGGAGCGGCUUGCCCUGGAGGCUGCCCAGGAGGCCGAGCAGGAGCACAAUGAGGCCAUGGAGCUGGCUGGGAGGACUGCACGCUGGGAGGAGUGGAGGAAGCGGCUGGAGGAAGUGAAGCGGGAGGAGAGAGAGCUGCUGGAGGCCCAGUCCACCCCCCUGAGGAACUACCUGAUGACCUACGUCAUGCCCACCCUGAUGAAAGGCCUGAAUGAGUGCUGCCAGGUCAGGCCUGAGGACCCUGUGGAUUUUCUGGCUGAAUACCUCUUCAAGAACAAUCCUGAAAUACAGUGAGGAUGAGUCACCGAUCUUUCCCGGAGUUGGGACCGGAAAAUGUGCUUCAAAAUAUUUCCUCAUUUUUAAAAUUUUUCUGCAAAUGCUUGUUCUGAGAAUCA
Messenger RNA from Echinops telfairi (small Madagascar hedgehog), 2270 nucleotides. RefSeq names its product adenylate kinase 7 (gene AK7). Gene Ontology annotation, molecular function: AMP kinase activity; ATP binding. Lineage: Eukaryota; Metazoa; Chordata; Mammalia; Afrosoricida; Tenrecidae. The record is from RefSeq and is a predicted model, not a curated record. The transcript is spliced from 18 exons. Gene Ontology annotation, cellular component: cytoplasm. The coding region runs from base 1 to 2169 and encodes 722 amino acids. Gene Ontology annotation, biological process: nucleobase-containing compound metabolic process.